Messenger RNA from Malassezia vespertilionis, 2637 nucleotides. RefSeq names its product karyopherin Kap95 (gene kap95). Gene Ontology annotation, biological process: protein import into nucleus. The transcript is spliced from 2 exons. NCBI's taxonomy places the organism in Eukaryota, Fungi, Basidiomycota, Malasseziomycetes, Malasseziales, Malasseziaceae. Bases 1 to 2637 code for a protein of 878 amino acids. The record is from RefSeq and is a predicted model, not a curated record. Gene Ontology annotation, cellular component: nucleus; cytoplasm. Gene Ontology annotation, molecular function: nuclear import signal receptor activity; small GTPase binding.
AUGAAUGUCGGCGAACUGCUCACCAAUUCGCUGUCUCCAGAUCAUAACACGCGCCAUGCUGCGGAGCAGGCGCUGGAGACUGCAGCGCGCGAUAACUACUCUGUGUAUAUGAUUUCGCUCGCAACCGAGCUCGCCAGCGACAGUGCACAGCAGUUCAUCCGGUCCGCGUCCGGUCUCGCGCUGAAAAAUGCACUGGCAGCCCGCGAUUUGAAGCGUGCGUCUGAGUACGCGGAGCGCUGGACCGCGCUCCCAGCAAAUGUGCGUGAUGAGGUGAAGAGCAACGUGCUCAUGACACUUCGCACAAGCGACGCGCGUGCAGGCACUGCAGCAUCCCAGGUCGUUGCGGCAAUGUCUGCGAUUGAGUUGCCGCGCGGAAUGUGGCCAGACCUGAUCUCGCAGCUUCUGGCUGCCGUGGGCGAUACAAGCAACCCCCGUUUGCGGCAAGCGGCGCUGCAGUCGAUCGGUUUCACCUGCGAAGUCGUCGAUCCCGCCGUGCUCUCUACCCAGUCCAACGAGAUUCUCACGGCAGUAAUCCAGGGUGCGCGCAAAGAAGAGACUUCGCACGAAGUCCAGCUCGCCGCGCUCCACGCGCUGCUCAACUCGCUCGAGUUUGUCCGCAGCAACUUUGAGCGCGAAGGCGAACGCAACUACAUCAUGCAGGUGGUGUGUGAGGCAACACAGUCGCCACACAGCCCAGUCAAGGCCGCCGCCUUUGAGAAUUUGGUGCGCAUUAUGCAGCUUUACUACGAAAAGAUGCGUUUCUACAUGGAGCAGGCCUUGUUUGGCUUGACGGUGCUCGGAAUGCGCGACCCAGACCCCAGCGUUGCGCUGCAAGCCGUCGAGUUCUGGUCGACUGUGUGUGAUGAAGAGAUUGAGCUCCAGAUGGAGGCCGCCGAGGCGCUCGAGUACAAUGAGGAGCCUUUGCACGUCUCGUACCAUUUUGCGCGCAUUGCGCUGCCUGAAAUCGCGCCCGUGCUCAUGGAAUUGCUCACGCAGCAGGACGAGGGUACGGACGAGGACGAGUGGGAUGUGGCAAAAGCGGCGGGAACCUGCUUGGGUCUCCUGGCGCAGGUCGUGGGCGACGCCAUUGUCGCCAUCACCGUGCCGUUUAUCGAAGCCAACAUCAAGUCGCCAGACUGGCGCAGGCGCGAGGCCGCGCUCAUGUGCUUUGGUAGCAUCAUGGAUGGUCCCGAGAGCAAGCUGCUCGAGACGCUUGUCGUCCAGGCGCUCGCCACGGUGAUCGAGACGCUGCAGGACACGAGCACCGCCGUAAAAGACACCGCGGCAUGGACCCUCGGCCGGAUUUGCGAGUUUGUAUAUGACGCCAUCGCCCCCGAGGUCCAGCUCGGGCCGCUGAUCCAAGCGCUGCUCGGCGGACUGCAGGACCAGCCGCGGAUUGUGACACACUGCUGCUGGGCGCUCAUUAAUUUAUCAGAGCACAAAGGCAUCCUCGCGAGCCUCGACGAUAUCGACCCGCCCACGACGUGCCUCUCGCCGUACUUUGAGACGAUUGCCACCCACCUCGUGCAGGCCGCCGACAGGCCAAACAACGAGUCCAAUAGCCGCACCUCGGCCUACGAGGCGCUGGCCAGUCUCAUUGCCAACUGUGCGCAAGACUGUUUGCAGCACGCGAGCAAUGUGCUUGUGCAUGUGAUCGAGCGCCAGGAGCAGCUCAAUGCAAUGGUUGCGCAGCUCGUGGGCCUCGACGACCGGAACAAUUGGGCGGAGUUGCAGAGUAAUUUGUGCAGUGUUAUGAUUGCCGCCGUGCGUAGAAUCCAAGGCGGGAUUGCGCCGGUGGCCGAUCGGCUCAUGGCCGGGCUCCUAACGCUCAUCCAGAACAGCGCCAAGCAGCCGACCGUGCUGGAAGAUGCGUUCAUUGCCGUGGGCACAGUGAUUGUUGCACUGGACGCUGCGUUUGAAAAGUACCUCGAGGCGUUCCUGCCUUUUCUUGUGGAAGGGCUGCGCCACCACGAAGAGUACCAGUUGUGCACAAUCAGCGUCGGGAAUGUCGGGGAUAUCUGCCGCUCGCUGGGCGGGGCAUCGGUCAAGUACAUCGAGACUCUGAUUGUCAUCCUGUUUGAGGAUCUGCAGAGUCCGGUGCUGAACCGCACUGUGAAGCCACACAUUUUGAGCUGCUUUGGCGACAUCGCGAUGGCAAUUGGCGCUGCGUUCGAGCCGUACUUGGGCACUACGAUGGCUGUUUUGCAGCAGGCGAGUAUGGUCCAGAACACAGCGGAUGCCGACUAUGAAAUGAGUGAGUACGUCAAUGACUUGCGCAGCGGCAUCGCCGAGGCGUACGUCGGUAUCGUUUCCGGCGUGCGGGCGGGAAACAAGGCCGAUCUCUUUUAUCCGUAUGUCGAGAGCACGCUGGCAUUUAUUGGCCUCGUCGCUUCCGACAGCGCGGAUCGGUCCGAGGUGCUCUUGCGCUCCACAAUUGGGCUCCUGGGCGACUUGGCUUGUGCCUUCCCGGCAGGGCCCGUCAUGCAACAAUUGCAGCAGCAGUGGGUGCUAGACUAUAUAAAGGUGGGGCGCUCCCGUGGGAAUGGUGCAGAGACGCGUAAGACCGCAAACUGGGCUCGCGAGUUGGUGAAGAAGUCUACGAUGGGCAGCAGCGCUGUAGGCACGCCGACACUCUAG